AUGGAGCACUCGACACCAGCUGAAAAGGUCAGCCAAACACCCGCCGCCCCCCGAGACGUGGAGGCGGGUGAUGGACACAUCGUCCACAAUACUCGCCCGGACCAUGUCGCGGUUGACAACACCAAAAUCGAGGAGAAAAUCCGCGGCGUGGAUCACGAUGCUGCCGCCGACAUUUUCGUCGGCGAAGGGGGAGUAUUCGAGUACGAUGAAGACGAGGCACGUAAAGUCAAGUGGAAGCUUGACCUGAUCCUGCUCCCCAUGAUGACUAUUACAUACCUUCUGUCCUUCAUCGACAAGGUAGCCUUGGGCAACGCCUCGAUUCUGGGUAUCCGUCAUGAUAACCACCUUGUCGGCCAGCAGUACAGCUGGGCAUCAUCGAUCUUCUACUUCGGGUACAUCCUGGCUCAAUACCCCAGCUCUAUUCUGAUGCAGAAGCUGCCUAUCGGACGGUAUCUCGGGGUCAUGAUCAUGUGCUGGGGUGUUGCCAGCACUUGCAUAUCCGCAACCACGAACUUUGCCACCCUCGCGACCUGCCGCUUUUUCAUCGGCUUCUUCGAGACAUGCAUCUCGCCAAUUAUGACCAUCUAUGUCGGCCAAUACUGGACGCGGCGCGAACAGCCUCUGCGUGCCUGUGGGUGGUGGAUAGGCGCUCCUCUAGGAGGAUUUGUGAUCGACGGCCUUGCUUACUCCAUCACCUCUCCUUCUUGGGGAGGAGGCAAGUACACCCAGUGGCAAGUGCUUUUUCUGAUCUGGGGACCCGUAACUAUUGCAUAUGGACUGUUUUUGGUUUUCUUUAUGCCCAACUCUCCGACCAGCGCGUGGUUCCUGAGCGACCGGGAGAGGAAGAUUGCCGUGAUGAGGGUCAUCACCAACCACACCGGCAUUGCAAACCGGCAUUACAAGAAGUACCAGGUUCUGGAGUGCCUGCGUGACCCUCAGGCCUGGGCAUACUUCUCACUGGCUCUGCUCCAGUGCAUUGUUGGCAGUGGCCUGACGAACUUUGACAAGAUUGUCUACACCAGUCUCGGCUAUGACGACCAUGACGCCACCAAGGCCUCUUUUGGGGGCGAUGGUGUACAACUGGCCUCUCUACUCAUCGCCGGCUUUGUGACGGUCCAGUAUCGGAACUCCCGGAUUCUGUCCAGCAUCAUAAGCAACCUCGUGGUUCUACUCGGUUCGCUCCUCGUGUACUGCAUACCUCAGGACCAGACCAAAGUUCGUCAGGGAGGGCUCUAUAUUCUUUUUGUGAACACUGUCACAUACAUCAUGGUCAUGUCCAUGAUCUCCUCAAAUAUCGGCGGCUUCACCAAGAAAGCCACAUGUUCAGUCAUGGUGUUUCUUGGAUAUGGUAUCGGCCAACUCAUCGCGCCGCAGUUCUUCCUGGCUAAGGAAUCGCCCACUUACCCAACUGGGUUCCGCGCUUUCUAUGUCUCCACGGCCUUGAUGAUUGCUAUCCAGGUUGCCCUAUACAUUUACCUUCGCUUUGAGAAUCGCCGGAGGGAGCGGAUUGCGCCUGCCCACAAUGCUGAACAGCAGGCUGAUGCCGCUGCAUUCUUGGACAUGACUGACAUGGAGCAGCCCGAGUUCCGGUACAUCACGUAA
Thyridium curvatum is the source of this 1602-nucleotide messenger RNA. RefSeq lists its product as uncharacterized. Bases 1 to 1602 code for a protein of 533 amino acids. Gene Ontology annotation, molecular function: allantoate transmembrane transporter activity; dipeptide transmembrane transporter activity. Gene Ontology annotation, cellular component: plasma membrane. The transcript is spliced from 10 exons. Lineage: Eukaryota; Fungi; Ascomycota; Sordariomycetes; Thyridiales; Thyridiaceae. The record is from RefSeq and is a predicted model, not a curated record. Gene Ontology annotation, biological process: dipeptide transport; transmembrane transport; tripeptide transport.